Molecule: messenger RNA, 348 nt
Organism: Colletotrichum graminicola M1.001
Lineage: Eukaryota; Fungi; Ascomycota; Sordariomycetes; Glomerellales; Glomerellaceae
Product: endoribonuclease L-PSP
Exons: 2
Coding region: 1-348 (115 amino acids)
Source: RefSeq, a predicted model, not a curated record
AUGUCGAAGGCUGGCAAUACCCUCUAUAUUGCUGGCAUGCGAGGUAUCGACUCUUCCAAUGAUACGCUUUCUCCGGUCGGAAUUGAGCGAAUUCGUAAGGCUUAUGCCAAUAUGAUCCAGCUCGCCGAGCUGGCUGGCACUGAUCGUUUCUCGGCGGUCCGUCUAGUCGUCUACACCACGGACAUGUAUCGCUACAGGCCGCUGUGCAACCGGGCACAGACGGAGUUUUGGGGUGAAGAUCCCAAUAGACAUCCUCCCCGGUCAAUCAUUGAAGUGCAGAGGUUGAACGACGACGACAUAGUGGAAGUGGAAGGAACUUUCUUGGUUCCUUCGACUCAAGGUACCUGA